Messenger RNA from Capsicum annuum, 597 nucleotides. RefSeq lists its product as uncharacterized. The coding region runs from base 1 to 597 and encodes 198 amino acids. The transcript is spliced from 2 exons. The record is from RefSeq and is a predicted model, not a curated record. Lineage: Eukaryota; Viridiplantae; Streptophyta; Magnoliopsida; Solanales; Solanaceae.
AUGUCAAACUUGUCGAAGCUUGAGUUUGUGGCACUUGACAUCUCUGAAAAAAAUUACUUGUCAUGGAUUCUCAACGCUGAGAUUCACCUAGCUGCUAAGGGUCUUAGUGAUACUAUUAACCCGGAUAAUGCAGCGUGGAGUCAGGACAAGGCCAAGGCUAUGAUUUUCCUUCGUCAUCAUCUGGAUGAAGGACUAAAGGUUGAAUACCUUACUGUGAAAGAUCCACUUGAAUUGUGGACUUAUUUGAAAAGAAGGUAUGACCACCUAAAGGCCACGAUUGUUUUCCAAUUGAAAUUAUGUGGGGAAACUAUAAAUGAUGAGGACAUGAUAGAAAAAAUGCUAACUACUUUUCAUGCCUCAAAUGUGCUAUUGAAGCAGCAAUACUGUGAAAAAGGCUUUCAAAAGUAUUAUGAAUUGAUCUCAUAUCUUCUAGUGGCUGAGCAACAUAAUGCCCUUUUGAUGAAAAAACAUAAAGCCCUUCUCAUUGGAGCUGCUCUACUACAGGAAGCAAAUGGGGUACAAGCAUAUGACCAGCCUGAAAGAUGGCAAGAUUGGGAUCAUAAUAACAUGCGUGGACGUAGCAAUGGCAGGGGAUGA